Arabidopsis lyrata subsp. lyrata is the source of this 3916-nucleotide messenger RNA. RefSeq names its product auxin response factor 6. The transcript has 15 exons. Gene Ontology annotation, biological process: response to hormone; regulation of DNA-templated transcription. Gene Ontology annotation, molecular function: protein binding; DNA binding. The record is from RefSeq and is a predicted model, not a curated record. NCBI's taxonomy places the organism in Eukaryota, Viridiplantae, Streptophyta, Magnoliopsida, Brassicales, Brassicaceae. Gene Ontology annotation, cellular component: nucleus. The coding region runs from base 995 to 3682 and encodes 895 amino acids.
AAAAGGAAAUAAAGGGGUAAAUUAGUAAAUUAAGUGUCCUUUCGGAACAACAACAAGUUGCUUUAAAAAUGUUUUAAGCAGAAAAUCAAAGACCCGCUCCGUUCGGGUUCGGGUCAAAAAACAGCCAUUGUUGUUCUUUCUUCUUUCUUCUGAUUCCUCCAUUUCAAAUAAGAGAGAGAGAGAAGUAAGUAAAACUUUAGUAGAGAGAAGAAUAAACAAAUAAUAAUAAUCGCACCGCCACGUCGCCGCCGUAUUUCGUCACCGGAAAAAAUAAUCAUUCUUCUAAGUUUUUAUCUUUUGCAAACCAAAAAAAAUAAAAACAGUCUCUUUCUUUCUUUCUUUGUCCAUCUUUUUUUUUUUUGGGGGGGUUUGAUUAUUCUCUGUGUAGCCAUGUUCUGCAACAGUUGAGCAAGUGCAUGCCCCAUAUCUCUCUAUUUCUCAUUUCCCGAUCUUCACCAUUAAUCAAUAUACUCCUCCUGGGAUCUCGAUCUCUCUGUUCUUAAGGUGAAACGACACCAGCUUCUGUCGUUUUAGUUAGCUCGAGAUCUGUGUUUCUUUUUCUUGGCUUCUGAGCUUUUGGCGGUGGUGGGUUUUUCUGGAGAAACCCAAAGGACAAUCAAAGUUUUGGUCUUUUUUUUUCUUUAAUGAGAGUUAUGAGUGGGAUUAUUAAGUAAUUUACAAGUAUGAAGGAGUUGAAGAUUCGAAGAAGCGGCUUUGAAGUCGGCGAGACGAAGAUUGCGAGCUUAUUUGGCUGAUUUUAGUUCUGUGAGGAGAAGAAGAAAUAAAUCUGUUUUUUUUUUUUUAGGGUUUUUAGAUUUGGUUGGUGAAUGGGUGGGAGGUGGAGGGAAACAGUUAAAAAAGUUAUGCUUUUAUUGUCUCUUCCUCAUUAUUACAUUUGGGAAUCUUGAAAUUGUUGGAUCUUUGAAGAAACAAAGUUGAGGUUUUUUUUUUUUUUUUGGUUCUUGUUGUUUGCUUUUGAAGUUAGAGAAAAAAAAUGAGAUUAUCUUCAGCUGGGUUUAAUCCUCAACCUCAUGAAGUUACAGGAGAGAAAAGAGUUCUUAAUUCUGAGCUCUGGCAUGCUUGUGCUGGUCCUCUUGUCUCACUACCUCCUGUUGGAAGCAGAGUUGUGUAUUUCCCUCAAGGUCACAGUGAACAGGUUGCCGCUUCGACUAACAAAGAAGUAGAUGCUCAUAUACCAAAUUACCCGAGUUUGCAUCCGCAGCUUAUCUGUCAGCUUCACAAUGUCACAAUGCAUGCUGAUGUGGAGACUGAUGAAGUCUAUGCACAGAUGACUUUGCAACCGUUGAAUGCGCAAGAGCAAAAAGAUCCCUACCUUCCGGCAGAAUUAGGUGUCCCGAGUAGACAGCCUACAAACUAUUUCUGUAAAACUCUGACUGCUAGUGAUACAAGCACUCAUGGAGGUUUCUCUGUACCUCGCCGAGCUGCUGAGAAAGUUUUCCCUCCCUUGGACUACUCGCAGCAGCCUCCAGCUCAAGAGUUAAUGGCAAGGGAUCUGCAUGAUAAUGAAUGGAAGUUCAGGCAUAUUUUCCGAGGCCAACCAAAGAGACAUCUCCUUACUACAGGUUGGAGCGUAUUCGUGAGUGCUAAAAGGCUUGUUGCCGGUGACUCUGUGCUUUUCAUCUGGAACGAUAAGAAUCAAUUACUUCUUGGUAUAAGACGAGCCAACCGGCCACAAACUGUCAUGCCUUCCUCUGUUUUGUCAAGUGACAGUAUGCAUUUAGGCCUUCUUGCUGCAGCAGCUCAUGCUGCCGCCACUAACAGCCGAUUCACCAUAUUCUAUAACCCGAGGGCGAGUCCAUCAGAGUUCGUUAUACCCCUGGCUAAGUAUGUGAAAGCGGUUUAUCACACUCGCGUCUCUGUUGGCAUGCGGUUUAGGAUGCUGUUUGAAACCGAAGAAUCAAGUGUUCGUCGGUACAUGGGUACAAUAACUGGCAUUUGUGAUCUAGAUCCUUCUCGUUGGGCUAAUUCGCAUUGGCGGUCUGUCAAGGUUGGGUGGGACGAGUCUACAGCAGGAGAGAGGCAGCCGAGGGUUUCCUUGUGGGAGAUUGAGCCUUUAACAACAUUCCCUAUGUAUCCAUCUCCUUUUCCUCUCAGGCUGAAACGUCCGUGGCCUCCUGGUCUCCCAUCUUUCCAUGGCCUUAAAGAAGAUGAUAUGGGUAUGAGUAUGAGUUCACCGCUUAUGUGGGAUCGAGGACUCCAGUCUCUAAACUUUCAAGGUAUGGGAGGAAACCCGUGGAUGCAGCCAAGACUUGAUGCUUCGGGUUUGCUUGGUAUGCAAAACGAUGUGUACCAAGCAAUGGCUGCAGCUGCCCUUCAAGACAUGAGAGGCAUUGAUCCCGCAAAAGCUGCUGCUUCACUUCUUCAAUUCCAAAAUUCCUCGGGAUUCUCAAUGCAAUCUCCGUCCUUAGUGCAGCCGCAGAUGCUGCAGCAGCAACUCUCUCAGCAGCAGCAGCAGCAACUCUCUCAGCAGCAGCAGCAACUCUCUCAGCAGCAGCAGCAGCAGCAGCAACUCUCUCAGCAGCAGCAGCAACAACAGCUCUCUCAGCAGCAGCAACAACAGCUCUCUCAGCAGCAGCAGCAACAUGCGUAUCUCGGCGUUCCUGAAACCCACCAGCCUCAAUCUCAGGCUCAAUCACAGUCAAACAAUCAUCUUUCUCAGCAGCAGCAGCAAGUAGAGAAUAAUCAUAAUCCGUCUGCGUCCAGUGCUGCUGUUGUUUCUGCUAUGUCUCAAUAUGGUUCUGCUUCUCAGUCCAACACGUCACCACUCCAGUCCAUGACUUCUCUGUGUCAUCAACAAAGCUUCUCCGACACUAACGGAGGAAACAAUCCUAUUUCUCCGCUUCACACUCUUCUCAGCAACUUCUCUCAAGACGAGUCUUCUCAACUGCUCAACCUCACUAGAACAAACUCUGCAAUGACUUCAUCCGGAUGGCCAUCAAAGCGUCCUGCAGUUGAAUCAGAGUGUUCUAUCGAGCAAGAAGUAAGCGCCUCAGACCCGCAUAGCCAUCUUCUCUUUGGAGUCAACAUAGAUUCAUCUUCUCUUUUGAUGCCGAACGGAAUGUCAAACCUUAGAAGCAUUGGCAUUGAAGGUGGUGACUCCACGGCUUUACCCUUCACAUCAUCUAAUUUCAACAACGAUUUCUCGGGUAAUCUUGCAAUGACAACGCCUUCUAGUUGUAUAGAUGAAUCGGGUUUUCUACAAUCCUCAGAAAACCUCGGUACCGAGAACCCGCAAUCUAACACCUUUGUGAAGGUGUACAAGUCAGGGUCUUUUGGAAGAUCGCUAGAUAUAUCAAAAUUUAGCAGCUACCACGAGCUGCGAAGCGAGCUUGCUCGCAUGUUUGGCCUCGAAGGCCAAUUAGAAGACCCUGUGAGAUCAGGCUGGCAGCUUGUAUUUGUUGACCGAGAGAACGACGUUCUUCUCCUCGGCGAUGAUCCUUGGCCGGAGUUUGUGAGCAGUGUGUGGUGCAUUAAGAUACUAUCACCACAAGAAGUGCAGCAAAUGGGUAAAAGAGGCCUUGAGCUUCUCAAUUCCGCGCCAUCUUCCAACAAUGUCGAUAAGCUCCCGAGCAACGGGAACUGCGAUGACUUUGGGAACCGGUCAGACCCGAGGAAUCUCGGUAACGGUAUCGCAUCAGUUGGGGGUUCAUUCAACUACUAGAAGUAGAAGGAAACCCCCAUUUUUAUUCAAGUUAAGUUUCAAUCAUAUAAAUUAGUAGUGAGAUCCUCUUAGUUUAAUUACUAGCAAAAUCUCUCUUUAUUACUUAUUAAAAAAGGGGAGAUAUGCCUUUGCCUUUGUGGAAACAAAAAACUAUAUAAUCCCUCUGUCGACUCUUAAUACUGUAAUUAUAAGAUCUUUUGGUCUUUUUCUUAUAUGAAUAUUUUUUACUCAACU